Ostertagia ostertagi is the source of this 3120-nucleotide messenger RNA. The record is from the annotation of a GenBank genome assembly. Lineage: Eukaryota; Metazoa; Nematoda; Chromadorea; Rhabditida; Trichostrongylidae.
AUGGCUGGUAAAGAAGGCCUUACACCGUCUGAAAGCGGUGCAACCACAACAAUAAGUAAAACGCCAAGAAGUGACGAGAAAGGGCCUCCAACAAGCACAGAUCAGAGCCUGACCAGAGUCGGAAGCACUGCACCUGAGGAAGGAGCAAGCGGACCAAAGGAGAAGGAGCCGACUUCUACAGGCGGCAAUGGAAAUGCCGGUUCUUCAACAACGGUACCCAACGAUACGGCUCACUCUUCAGCAACUACGAGUGGGAGUGUUUCAGAGGCGUCCUCGCCACGUACACACGGGGCAGUAUCUUCGAAAUCGCCUCAAGCAAAAAUAGACCGAGUAAGUGGGAGACUCAAAGUCGAGAAGGGGUCUAAUGAAACUGGCUCGUCGCAGGCAGUAGUCGGUACAACCACAUCAGCGACCGAACGACCACAUUCGGCGAUGGACAGAAUGACAUCGCCUACCGGCCGGACCUCAACAGAUCCACUUGGUGAGACCACUACUGCGAAAAGUGGUCUUUCAACAGAGUCGACAGGACCGGUGACUGGAGCUCAGGAGAAAACGAGCAAAAGCACUGGAGAAGAGCGACAAGGUACUUCCACACCAUCCUCAACAUCAGAGGGUGCACACGUCACCAGAGAGAUCAGCUCAACCACUGAUGUCCACGGGCUACCAACCUCCGAAGCACCAUCUGAGGUGAGCGGACCUCGCGAUGAAGUUGAUGUCACCUCAACACCAGAUGCACAACAGUUGCGAACAAUCGAACCUGGCUCGUCAGAGGUCACCAAGUCUGACGACAAAGUCAGUGUGACUUCUGAAUCGACUCCACCGCAUGGCGAUAGAACAUUGACCUCUGCACUGCCUUUUGGGUCCACAGAAGCUGAGGUUACCUCAGAGCCGACUUCGACGAAUGGUCAGCAUUCGGCGACCCCUGAAAUUCCUUCCAAGGCUAGUGGACCAGGCGAACGAAUCAAAGCGACCUCCGCCAUAACAUCGCCCGCUGCACAGCAGUCUUCCACUGUACCCACUCCUGAGACCAGGGAACCCAAUGAAAAUUUGAAAAUUACGGAAGAAGGAAGUGUGCCCACAGAGUCAACCCUUACGAAUGCCCAUGGACUCGUCACCACUGCUUCACCUUCCGAGGUAACUGGACAAGGUGAAGAAGUGAAACUCACUUCAAGCCAGGCUUUACCUGACGCUAACCGAGCAGUAACUUCCCCAUCACCUUCUGGUACCACAGAAAGCGAUGGUUUCACUAGACCUGUUGGUGAGACUGAUGUAACUUCAAGAACAACACCUAAUGUUCCGCAACCGGAAACAACAGGUUCCUCUUCUGAAGCACCAAUCCAAUUCACUGGACCUGGGCAAAGGAUUGACGUCACUUCAAGUCCCACUUCAGCGGAGCAGCCGGGCACACCUACUACCGAAGUUAAGCAGUCUACCCCUCCUGAUUCAACGUCUGAGGCUACUGGACAUCGUGAAAAGAAACCGGUCAGUCGCACUCCACAGCCAUCGAUCCAAGAGCCUGAUGGGAAAGAGAAUGUAACCCCGAAACCUACCCAACCACAAGUUCACCAGACAGAUGCACCUGCACCCUCUUCUGAAGCACCAAUCCAGUUCACUGGACCUGCUGAUGAGGGCCAACACCGACUGUGCCGCAUUCCGCCACGACAGAGCCGUCCUCUGGACAAGCCAGUACAAUUUACUGGACCAGGUCAGGAGGUUCGUACUACUUCAGAUCGUACUCCAUCGUCGCAUGUCACAAAGCCUGAUGAAGCAGAUAACGUGACUUCAAAACCGAACCCACCGGGCGGUCAGCAUUCAUCGAGUAAACCACCUGAUACCACAAGACCCGAACCAUCUCCAAAGGUGGCACAACCUGACGAGAAAGACGAUGAGUCUUCAGUCCGAAUGAUGCCAACCGUCCAUCAACCGCUCACUUCCACGGACAGUUCAAGAGCGUCAACUGAACCCAGUGGUUCUCAGAAAAAGGCCGAGAUAACCUCAAGGCCAUCCCCAAGUGCCCAACACUCAUCCACAUCGGAGACGCCUUCUUUAGCAUCUACUCGAGUCACUGGACCACAUGAGGGAGUUGAUACUGUUUCAAGUUCAACACGGCCAGUCACCUCUGUACCGUCUUCAGAAUUCACAGGACCUGGUGAAGCUGCUCAUGUGACUCCAAAACAAACAGCUGGACCUAUGAUUGUGAUCGAUGGAGAAAUGAAUCCUGAUCAUGUACACCCAGAAGGCGUACCAGGAUCCAAGCGAACACCUAAACCCAGCACUGAUGAAUCUCCAUCCGGUACACAUGAGGGGCACAAGAUUACUCCAACCCCGGACACACAAGAUAUCCAUAAGCCGUCGCCCACGAAAUCGCCCUUAGAACCUGAAGACGAAGUAAGUUUGACUCCGGAAUCGGACCUUACGAAGGCUGAUGAAACAGAUGCUCCUGGACCUACAUCCAAAUCAGGUGGAGGGAUCAGUAUGACUCCACGACCACUCAUCCCAGAUCAGCACCCAUCCUCGCUUGAACCGUCCUCCGACCAACCGAACAGAGCCACUGGACCACACGGAACGUUCACUCCAAGUCCUGAUUCUCAGAAUACCCAGAAGUCUCCUGCUCCUGGAUCGUCUUCCGGACCUGGCGAAAGGAAUACCCAGAAGUCUCCUGCUCCUGGAUCGUCUUCCGGACCUGGUGAAAGGGUUAGCGUUACUCCAAGGCCACACGUUGGAGAAAACGAGAAACCAGACUCUCUUAGACCAGCGAGGGUGACCCCACAACCGAACCUUCCUGGCAAGCAGCCAUCUUCACCUGAACCAGUUCCCGAGCAACCGAGCAGAGCCACCGGGCAACAUGGAACAUUCACUUUGAGUCCUGAUAUUCAAAAUACCCAGAAAACUGCUCCUGUCUCGUCUUCCGGACCUGGCGACAGAGUAAGCGUUACUCCAGGGCCACAUGUUGGAGAGAAUGAGAAACCAAUCCCCGAGCAACCGAACAGAGCUACAGGACCGCAUGGCACAUUCACUUUAGGUCCUAACGCUCAAAAUACGCAAAAGCCAACUGCUCCUGGCUCGUCUUCUGGACCUGAUGAUAGAGCAGGCAUUACUCCAAGGCCACAUGUUGGAUGA